Molecule: messenger RNA, 1492 nt
Organism: Equus caballus (horse)
Lineage: Eukaryota; Metazoa; Chordata; Mammalia; Perissodactyla; Equidae
Gene: CENPP
Product: centromere protein P
Biological process (GO): CENP-A containing chromatin assembly
Cellular component (GO): chromosome, centromeric region; nucleus
Source: RefSeq, a predicted model, not a curated record
GGUUGAUAGAAACACGCUCAGCAGACCUGGGAGAGCUGGCAGGCGGGAGGGGCCGCCGCGCGAGGGCCGCUCGGUGCCCCGUCCCCGAGGAGGGCGGGCCGCGCCGCUGCUCGGUGCCGGCGCCCCGUGGGGUUCCGGACGGGGCUCGGAGUUCGGGCGCGCUCCCGAGGCCGCAGCGCGAGCGGGCUGCGCCGGCGCGGGCGCGGCGUCGGGCCUCAGCCCGCGCGCCCGGCCGAACGAGGGGUCCGGUCCCCCACCUGCCCGCUGCUCGGGAGCGGAGACGCCUCCCUGUCCCCGGCCGGGCUCGGCUACCAGGCGCGGGACACGGAGGUUCCCGGCUUCCCGGACCGGGCGGAGAGGGCGUGCCCGAGCGCUGGGGGCCGGGAUGCAGGCGCCGGGCCGCCCCGCGCGUCGGAAGCGCUGGGUCGCGUGCGCCGCUCCUGCCCGACCCGGCCGAGCCAGAAUCCCGCUGUUAGCUAGACCCCCAGAUGGUUUUGUGCACCUCAGAAGGUUUGAGAAGCUGCGGAUGUCGCUGUGGGGAAGAAAAUCCUUUCAAGAAAUAUACCAAUCAGAUUCUGAAGGAUGGGAAUCUUCAAAAGAUCUGAGAAGUCAUCUUGGACAUUUGGAAUCAGAAAUUUUAUUUCUAAGUACACUUACUGGCAUCAAGAUAAGAAAUUACUCCAAGAAGACAAAGGACCUGACAAGCACUGAGAUGACAGAAAAGAGUAUAAAGAAAGUUCUACAGAGACACAGAUUAUCAGGAAAUUGCCACAUGAUUACAUUUCAACUUGAAUUUCAGAUUCUGGAAAUCCAGAAUAAGAAGAGUUUAUCUUCUGUUAUUACUGACCUCAACAUAAUAAUGGAGCCCACCGAAUAUUCAGAAUUAAGUGAAUUUGUGUCUAGAGCAGAAGAAAGAAGAGAUCUGUUCAUGUUUUUUCGAAGCCUACGCUUUUUUGUGGAGUGGUGUGAAUAUCGUAAGCGCACGUUUAAACAUUUCAAGGAAAAGUACCCUGAGGCCGUGCACCUCGCAGAGGGGGCUGCCUCCAGCUGCAUGGGGGUCCGGAGCGCUAGCCAGCCAGGGUUUGAAGUGGUCAUAGUUUGGAGGAUACAAAUCGACGAUGAAGGGAAGGUUUUGCCAAAGCUGGAUCUUCUCACCCAAGUGCCACAGCGAGUCCUGGAGCUGGACAAGAACAGAGUCAUAGAAACCGCUCCUCUUGGCUUCCGAAACCUGCUGGGCGUGCUGGGCAUUGAGGCCACUCUAGAGAGCCUGAUAAAACUGCUGUGCACAGAGGAACACGCUAGAUCCCGACACUGAGCACGCAGGGAGACACUGCACCCGGAGGCGUGAGGUUUACUGAAUAUAAACGUGCUAUUUUCCACUUAGAAACCAUUUCUUCCAAACAUGUCUGUGCAGUUAUGGCACAUUAUGUACAAGCUGUCAGGGCAUGAAAAAUAAAUACAGCUAUUUGAAUAAAAAAUGCCAGACAAGUGA